Stylophora pistillata is the source of this 536-nucleotide messenger RNA. RefSeq lists its product as uncharacterized. The record is from RefSeq and is a predicted model, not a curated record. Lineage: Eukaryota; Metazoa; Cnidaria; Anthozoa; Scleractinia; Pocilloporidae.
CCCACUACUUGAGUUUUCGUUAUUUUGAUCUCUACCGUCCCUUCAUUCGCUUUUAAGAUUCCAAGGAAACAGUUAUAUCUUGGAGCAUUGGCAAAAGAGGACCCCUGAGAUAUUUGUGAUCUUGCCUUUUUGCACUGCAACCCCGUAUGAGGUAUUAAAUCUCCUAAUGUAAUGGAAAAAUUCCAGCUUGCACUCCCACAUUUAGUUAUGACUUCACUGUGUGCAAGAAACAAAUCUCCUGAGGAAGAGGAGGGCCUGGCUGAAGAAAAAUGUCUUGCCCAAGAUGACAACAACGACGUUUCAACUUCCGGUUCUAACAACGAAGAGGAAACUAAGGAGGACGACCUAAGAUCUCUUAAAAACAGUCGUCUUGAGGGGACAAGUCAACCGACAGAGCCAUCUAAGGAUGACAAGGAUUCUGAUAAACUUCAACGCGAAAGUGGAUCUAAACAAUUUAAUGAGGUAAAUAUUGGUGAAACUUUAUCCAAAUGAAACUUUAUCCAAGUGUCCCUAUAUACUUGUUCCUACUUCAAAUG